AAUAGGAGUUAACUGUUCUAUAUAUUAAAUCGUUUGGUGAAAGAAAUAUAAACGAACAUAAUAAUAUUUGAUUAAAUCUUCUAAAAGUGCUUUUUUUUUUCUUUCAAAUAUCUAAAGCAAUUAUCUUAGUUGCGAGGCAAUUUUAUCUGUCUGUCAUUUUAAAUGAUAAUACCUCACAGACUGAAAACUUAUUUGGUACGAACACUUCCUUGUAUCAGAGAUAAUGCAAGUUACUUUUUAGUUGUGUGUUAAGUAUUAAGAUAACCAGAUUGAAUUCUUUUGCUUUCCCGAAAGAAACUGCCGCUUUUUCAAGAUGUGGUCAAGUAAACUGAAAGUGAAUAAGUUGCCAUUUUUGAAAAUUGUGAGGUUUUACUCUAGUCCGACGCCUCAGCCUAUUCGAUCGCUUGAAAUUCAUCAUAAAAAAAUAUUCAUCAAUAAUGAGUGGCACAAUUCCCUAUCGGGAAAAACUUUUCCGACUAUCAAUCCAGCAACUGGAGAAAUAAUAGCGCACGUGCAAGAAGGAGAUGGGGCAGAUAUCGACAAAGCUGUUUCGGCAGCGAAAGAGGCCUUCCGGUUCGGAGCCCCUUGGAGAAGACUGGAUGCAUCCGAAAGAGGAAUUCUUUUGAACAAAUUGGCAGAAAAAAUGGAAAAGCAUCGGAAUUACUUGGCUAACUUAGAAUCGCUGGAUGCUGGUAAGCCUAUCAGUGAUGCUUUCUACAUUGAUGUGGAAAUGGCCAUUAGAACUUACAGGUAUUACGCAGGAUUUUGCGACAAAAUUUCUGGAAAAACUUUGACAGUGGACGGCGAUUAUUUUUCUUUCACGAGACAUGAACCUGUUGGCGUGUGUGGACAAAUUAUUCCGUGGAACGUCCCUCUUCUGAUGCAGUCCUGGAAACUGGCCCCUGCACUGGCUGCUGGAAAUACAGUCGUCUUGAAGCCAGCAGAACAGACUCCUUUGUCAGCCUUGUUUGUUGCAGAACUCAUCAAGGAAGUGGGUUUCCCACCAGGCGUCGUUAAUGUUGUUCCAGGAUAUGGACACACUGCCGGGGCAGCUCUCGCUGCCCAUAAGGAUGUCAAUAAAAUAGCAUUUACUGGAUCUACAGAGAUCGGCCAGAUUGUAAUGGAAACUGCCGCAAAAUCUAAUUUGAAGAGGGUAACUUUAGAGCUUGGAGGAAAAAGCCCGAACAUUGUGUUUAAAGAUGCAAACUUGGAAAAUGCAAUCGAGGCGUCUCAUUUUGGUGUAUUUUUCAAUCAAGGACAAGUCUGCUGUGCAGGUACGAGGCUUUUUGUGGAAGAAGAUAUUUAUGACGAUUUCGUCGAGAAGAGUGUCGAAAUGGCUAAGAAAAGAGUCCUGGGAGAUCCACUUGAUUCGAAGACCACACAAGGUCCUCAGAUCGAUGAAAGCCAGAUGAACAAGAUUCUAGGUUUAAUCAAAAGUGGAAAAUCUGAGGGUGCUAAAAUGGUGUGCGGUGGAAAUCGUUUCGGAGACAAGGGUUAUUUCGUCUCACCCACAGUCUUUGCUGAUGUGAAGGAUAAUAUGCAAAUAGCGAAAGAGGAGAUUUUUGGUCCUGUGAUGCAAAUCCUGAAAUUUAAGGAUGUUGACGAACUACUAGAGAGAGCAAACAACACCAAGUAUGGCUUAGCUUCUGGUAUCUUCACUCAAGACAUUGAUAAAGCUAUGUACUUUUCAAGCGGUCUGCAGGCAGGCACUGUCUGGAUCAAUUGUUAUAACGCCUUUAGCACUCAGGCACCCUUUGGCGGCUUCAAAAUGUCAGGAAUCGGUAGAGAAAUGGGCGAAUAUGGAAUUCAAGCUUACAGCGAAAUUAAAACGGUCACAAUGAAGGUACCUCAGAAAAACAGCUAAAGAGUGAAUUUUGUAUUCUUCCAAAUUCAAUUUUGAUAACGGCAAAUAGUAAGACUGAAGCUAUCCAUGUAAAUCUCGUACGCAAACAUUGUCAAUAUCUACUUAUAUACAAUAAAUGUUAUUUUAUGGUU
Argiope bruennichi is the source of this 1995-nucleotide messenger RNA. Its product is annotated as aldehyde dehydrogenase, mitochondrial-like. The coding region runs from base 314 to 1864 and encodes 516 amino acids. NCBI's taxonomy places the organism in Eukaryota, Metazoa, Arthropoda, Arachnida, Araneae, Araneidae. The record is from RefSeq and is a predicted model, not a curated record. Gene Ontology annotation, molecular function: aldehyde dehydrogenase (NAD+) activity. The transcript has 12 exons.